This is a messenger RNA of Osmia bicornis bicornis, 1704 nucleotides long. It is a transcript of the gene Srr, whose product is annotated as L-threonine ammonia-lyase. Gene Ontology annotation, molecular function: L-serine ammonia-lyase activity; threonine deaminase activity. The record is from RefSeq and is a predicted model, not a curated record. The transcript is spliced from 6 exons. Gene Ontology annotation, biological process: L-serine catabolic process; L-threonine catabolic process. Lineage: Eukaryota; Metazoa; Arthropoda; Insecta; Hymenoptera; Megachilidae. The coding region runs from base 97 to 1500 and encodes 467 amino acids.
CACGAUACGUGCCUUUUACGAUUGAAUAAAUAACUCGACCGAUUCGCGAACGUGCAGUUGAUUUUUGCGGCGUCUCAAGCCUCUUCCUCCGCGAUCAUGAGGGAUCUGAACAAAAAAUCGAACUCCCAGGAUCGUUUGAACGGCCGCGAGUACGACACGGUCGCGGGAAACGGAAACGGAAACAAUGGCCUUGAUUCAUCCACAGUUCAAGACGACGAGGAACAACCGAUCGAUCCGUUCUGCGUCGAGAACCGUCCUCACAAGAUCACCUUCGAGGACAUUACCUCGGCUGCGUUCAAGAUCAAAGGUGGAAUCAUCAACACGCCAUGCGUGAAAUCACGGCUGUCAGAUAUGACCGGUAUCGAUCUUUACUUGAAGAAGGAUUUCCUUCAAUUGACGGGAAGCUUCAAGGAACGAGGUGCUAGGUACGCUUUGGUGAUGCUGCCCGAGGAACAGAAGAAGAUCGGUGUGAUCUCAGCCUCGUUGGGCAAUCACGCUCUUGCGCUUUGUUAUCAUGGAUGCAAACUAGAGAUACCGGUGACCGUGGUGAUGCCAGUAUUGGCGCCCAUCAUGAAGAUCGCUGCUUGUCGUCAAUACGGUGCCAACGUGAUCGUCGAAGGAUUAGACAUGGGCGAGGCGAAACGUAUCGCUCUUCGAUACGCGAAAGAAAAAGGAUUGACGUACAUAAAUGGUUAUGAUCAUCCAGACAUCAUGGCAGGUCAAGGAACCCUGGGUCUCGAAAUAGUAGAACAAGUUUCAAACAUCGACGCGGUUGUGAUCCCCGUUGGAGGUGGUGGUUUGAUCGCAGGAGUAGCUUUAGCAGUGAAAACGCUUCAUCCAAACAUAACGAUCAUCGGCGUUGAAUCAGAAAGGUGUCCCAGUUUUCAUUCGGCGCGAAAGGCGGAUCGACCGAUACACACCCCUAUAGAGUCCACUUUGGCCGAUGGUUUGGCGGUUCCCAUGGUUGGAUAUAACGCUUUUGCCACGGCUAACCCAUUGAUUGACAAAUUAGUCGUGGUGAAGGAGGAGUGGAUAGCCAUUGCGAUCUUGAAAUUGGUGGAGAACGAAAAGUGCAUCGUCGAGGGUGCUGGAGCCACCGGUUUGGCCGCCAUUCUGGCCGGUCAGCUGGAAGAACUCAAAGGGAAAAGAGUGGUGUUGCCACUUUGCGGAGGCAACAUAGACACAACGGUACUGGGAAGGUGUUUGGAACGAGGCUUGGCAGCGGAAGGUCGCCUUUUGAAGUUUGCGGUGACUGUGUCCGAUCGGCCAGGUGGAAUCGCGGAACUUUGCAAAAUGUUGGCCAGCAUCGGUGUCUCCAUAAAGGACAUCAUGCACGAGCGAGCUUGGAUCAUGGCGGACAUCUUCAGCGUGGACGUGAAGGUGGUCUGCGAGACCAGGGACCGGGAACACUCGGAACAACUGAAAAAUAUGUUGCAUCAAAAUUAUCAAAGAGUCGUGUUUGGCUCCAAUGAAACGUCAAUUUACACUAGUGCAAUGUAAGACGUGCAAUUAAGACAUUGAAAAUCAACAUUAAGGGACAUUUUUUGAAAUGUCCAAUCACGAAAUUUAAAGAGUUUGCAUAUAAUUCUGUCAUCGUGGAUAAGACGAGCUGUUUAAGAUAAUGAAAUAUUGUAAAAAUAGUAGAUAAUGUAUAUAUUUUUUUAAAUAAAAGCACUAUCUGAUGGUAGUCAAAAUGUUAAAGUA